This is a messenger RNA of Thamnophis sirtalis, 4233 nucleotides long. NCBI's taxonomy places the organism in Eukaryota, Metazoa, Chordata, Lepidosauria, Squamata, Natricidae. The record is from RefSeq and is a predicted model, not a curated record.
UCCCUCCGCGGCGUUUGGUCUCGCCCGCGCCUCCGCUCCCUGCCAUGUUGGAUUGCACGGCCGGCGCCGGGGAGAAGUUGGAAGUUUAGUGCCUGUCGGGAGAGCGGCGGAAGGCGCGCAGAAGGGCGAGGAGCGGGUCUUCCCCGGCCGCUCCGCUCCGGUCGCUCGCAAGGGAAAAAAAAACCCUCAGGAGUUGCUCCCCGGUCCGACGCGGCGCCCCCUCAGGUCGCCGCCCCGAUGUUGCUGCAAUAGCGCGGGUAGGCAGGCUCCUGCGCCGCCGCCACCCUCCAGGAGACGCGGGGCCUGACCCCCCGCAAGCGAGCUAGAGCCAGCUGCGAAGCCGGCGGAGGGGGUUGGCAGUCCCGGCCUGGCGCCGGCGGCGGCCGCCAUGAACAACAGCCAACAACAGCAGCAGCAGCCCCCGCCGCCGCGGAGGGUCUCCAACGUGGGCUCCAUGCUGCUCACACCGCAGGAGAACGAGAGCCUCUUCGGCUUCCUCGGCAAGAAAUGCGUGACAAUGUGCUCUGUGGUUGUCCAGAUAUAUGCAGCGGAGCGCAAUGCUAUGUGGUCAAAGAAAUGCUGUGGUGUAGCUUGCCUUGUAAAAGACAAUCCACAAAGAUCCUAUUUUAUCAGAAUAUAUGAUAUCAAGGAUGGAAAACAAUUGUGGGAACAAGAAUUAUAUAAUAACUUUGUAUAUAAUAGUCCUAGAGCAUAUUUUCAUACAUUUGCUGGAGAUACAUGUCAAGUGGGUCUUAAUUUUGCUAAUGAAGAAGAAGCUAAAAAAUUCCAAAAGACUAUAAUGGACCUGCUUGGACGAAGGCAGAGAAAAUCUGACAAAAGGAGAGAUCUACCAAAUGGUCCAAGUCUGCCAAUGGCAACUGUUGACAUCAAAAAUCCAGAAAUCACUACUAAUAGAUUUCAUGGUUCACAAGUCAACAAUAUCUCCUAUACCAAAGAGAAGAAAAAGGGAAAAGCAAAAAAGAAAAAAUUGACAAAGGCAGAUAUUGGAACUCCAAGCAACUUCCAACACAUUGGCCAUGUUGGCUGGGACCCAAACACAGGUUUUGAUGUUAACAAUUUGGAUCCAGAACUGAAACACCUAUUCGAUAUGUGUGGAAUUUCAGAGGCUCAGCUGAAAGACAAAGAAACUUCCAAGGCUAUAUAUGAUUUUAUUGAAAAAACAGGAGGAGUUGAAGCAAUUAAAAAUGAGUUGCGUAGACAAGCUCCACCACCACCUCCACCAUCUAGAGGCGGUCCACCUCCUCCUCCACCACCACCACAUAGCUCAGGACCCCCUCCUCCUCCUGCUAGGGGAAGAGGAGCCCCUCCCCCACCUCCUUCGAGAGCUCCAGUAACAGCACCCCCUCCCCCACCUCCUUCUAGACCUGGUUCUAUAAUGCCACCACCGCCACCAAACAGGAUAUAUCCUCCUCCUCCACCAAUAAUUUUACCAAUAUUUGUCUUAGUUACUAAGUUGCUAAGUUCUUUCCAAAUAACUAUUUUUGUAUCAACAGAUGAAGAUGAGGAUGAAGAGGAAGAGGAAGACUUUGAAGAUGAUGAUGAAUGGGAUGACUGAUCAAUAUAUUAUAUCUUAUAUAUAUUUUUACGGUGAAAUACUAAACUACUUUCUGUUUAUGGAUUCUGUAAAAUUAUCAUGUAAAUGUUUUACCAAUUUACUGUAUAUUUUUGUUGCCUUUUGCUUUUUUAUUAAUCUGUGCAAUACCUCAUUUAAUCUGUAAAGGUUUGUCAUCCUAUACAAGGCUACUCCCUUAUGUAAAAGUUUACAUCGGAUGCCUAGUGUACAUGUGAAUACUUUCCAUUCCAUCAAUAAGGGAGUUUUAAUGUAAUCUGUGAGAUUGACAAACACACCUUAAAUGUAUUUAGUUAUAAUUGCAAGAAGGAAAACACUAUUUUCAUACCCUACUUUUUCUGUAUCUAGAUUUUCUUAUUAAAACCUAAUAUAGCACUACAUACUUUAAGCAAUGCAGCUCCUAGUUUUAGCCGCUUCAUCUGGGAAACUGCUUCAUGGAUGAGGCUGAUAAAAUGAAGAGCAUUUCAAUUCAUAACACUACCAUUCAGAUUUAGUCUUCAAGCUGUAAAGCAAUCACUAGAAAAAUUAAGUGAUCAUGAAAUUUUUCCCUGAUCUGGAUCAUUGUUGCCUAUAUCAGAGCUUUGAUACCUGAAUACUGAAUUUAAGAAUAGUCUGUUUGGUCAAUAAAUCUGAUAGAAACCACCUUUGUGACUUUUCCCAACUGUUGUUCAUGACAAAGAGAAGUUUUGGCAACUGCUGCAGUCGUUAUUUAUUUUUAUAUAAGGUUUUUUACUGAAGGGCUGUAGUUGAUGUUUGCUUUGAAUAAUAAUGGUUGUAAAUUAAUUUUUUUCAAUGUAGGGCAUUGGUAUGCUAAUAAAUGAACUUAAGUAGUGUAACUCUGCAGUUUUCAUGGAUUAUGGGACAUGUCAACACAGUUAGACACGAUCCUAUAACUAAAAUAAAUAGAGAUGGAGCCUUAAACCUAUACUUUCUUGAUUGUGACAAUACUAGAUGAUAAUUACUGUUGCUAGAAGGCCAAUGAGCAUCUUGGUGAUAUUUCCGUUUUUCUGAACCUGGCCUCUGUGUUAUCCAGAUCAGUGGGUGGGCACUCUUCUAUCAGAUACAGUAUUUCUCAUGGGCUCCUAUUCAAGCGUGUGGGUCACUGUUGCCUUGUUUCCUUUUGACUCUAAAUUUCUAGACUUCAAAGCAAGAAUAAACAGUUAAUUGAACUAUUUGUCUUUUGCUUUGAGGGGAAGAGAUUCACUACUACAAGGUUUAUAAGCCACUGUUUUUUAUAUACCAAAUUUGCACAUUGCAGUAUUUCACUAGAAAUAAGGGAUAUGGUCUUAAAAGUUGGGUGGUCCUGCAUUUGGAAUUGCAUUCCAAUAUAUGAUGGGAAAAUUGGAGUUUUUGUUUUAAUUUUUCAUCUUUACUAGGAGACUUACUAUUUGGACUAUCUGCUUAUUUUUCAUGCAGUAUUGCAUUUAAGAUAAGCUUUAUCAAUGCUAAUACUCUAUUCACAAUAAGAAUACACUUAAUAAAUGCAGGUGGUUUCAAGUGAGACAUUCUUGGAGUACAAUUAAUCCCUGCUUGCUUCCUUCUUCAUUUUUCUUCUAUCCAGGACAUAUUGGAUGGAAUUAACUUUAUUGAAAUCCAGUGUUGGCCUGAUCUUGGCAGGCUGGACCUGCAUGAUUUGGCCUGGACGUUUAAUGCAAUUAUAAUGUGUGUCUAGUAUUUGGGUUUUUAAUCCUGUAAGGAUGGGAUUUAAAGAGUAUGUUGAUGAAAGAAGAUGUGGUAAGCAGAAGUUUAUUCCAAAGGGAAUAACUUUAAUUUGAUGCAAACAACUUGGAAAGGAACAUUUUCAAAGCAUCUUCAUUUCAGUUGAAUCUCCAGCGCUGCUUUGUGCUAGAACAACUUUUCAGUUAGCAUUACUGCUAGUGUGCUUGAGGUUUGUGAGUAUGUAAUGAUGCUAUGGAGAUGGGUUAAAAGUUAUGCACAUGACAGAAAAUGUUAGUGGCCUACAGUACAGCCUGUAGGAUUUCUGCUCUAGUUUCAUAGAGGGGCAUUUAAAGAGUUGAUAUUGCUCAAUUGGUCUACAGCAAUAUUACUGUUAAAUUAAGCACAUGCUUCUAAAGUUGGAAGAGUUUGAAAAGAGAUACUAUUUUGAGGAUACUUAUGUAAUCCAUUAAUCACUUACCUAAUACUUUCCCCUCCCCAAUAGAAAGUAUAUCUACGUUAUUGCACAACAUUCAACUGUUUUGCUUUCAAUAGCAUAUUGUAUGGUUUUAAUUUAAAGCAUGACCGCAGUUACAAUUAGAUUUAAGGUCACAGCUGCAUGUUUCUACUUUCUUGCUCUCAGUGUGGGCAGGAGGCAAUGUUUCUUGUCAUUGAAUCACUACUGCUAACUCUUGCAGCCAGGGCAGCCUUUGCAUCAGUUAAAUUGACUGUCUGUGUAACAGCCUUGCCAAGUAGUGAAUGAGCCUGAGGACUCUGAACAUUGCACUUAGACAAUAGCAUCUAGCAACUUGUACUCUGAAAACAUCUCAAUCAUUCAGUUUUCCAUUUCAUCAAAUUGAACUUCUCGGUAUGUGAAUUUUCUUUUUGGCUCUUCUUUUUCCUCUUCUUUGGAAAUGUACAGUGAAUAGGAUGUUGCACUGGUGGCAAUUCAUCAUGAAGCAUAAUAAAAUUAAUUUGUCUCAGUU